CUGCCUGUAUGAGUAUCCUGUCCGCCUCUAUCCAGUUGUGUAAGACUGACCGAGAACUGUCCUAUGACUUUAUGACCUCUCACCACAAGGACAAACUUAGAAUGUGUAUGGACAAUGUUGACCGUUCCCCCGUCCAGAUCAGAGAGAUUCUACAGAGGUACCACGGGGGUGACCAUGCUAACAGUGGACACCCACCAACCUUCACAAACUCUGGUGACAGGGGAAAUAACUGUGAUAAUUCUCUGUCUGCCAAGGGAAGUAACUCCCCACCCCGUCAUCUCGCAAACUUAUUUCGACAGGAAUUUUCUGAGCAGGGAAAAUCCCCUGAGAGUCCCCCACAUGAAAAGUUUGCUCAGUUGCUACGGGAACAGUCGCCAUUGGCAAGUGGGAGUGAUGAGGACGUCCGGUCAGGGGGACAUAACUCUAGACCUGUAGAGGGGGAAUCUUAUAAAGGGUCACGUGAUGAGGGGGAGGACACAGAGGAAAGAAAUAUCCCGGGGAGUCCCUCCUCUGAAACCUCAGGACAUUCAGCGGCAUCUAGAUAA
Saccostrea cuccullata (small rock oyster) is the source of this 545-nucleotide messenger RNA. RefSeq lists its product as uncharacterized. Lineage: Eukaryota; Metazoa; Mollusca; Bivalvia; Ostreida; Ostreidae. The annotation marks the transcript as partial. The transcript has a single exon. The record is from RefSeq and is a predicted model, not a curated record.